This is a messenger RNA of Ilex paraguariensis (yerba mate), 794 nucleotides long. Lineage: Eukaryota; Viridiplantae; Streptophyta; Magnoliopsida; Aquifoliales; Aquifoliaceae. The record is from the annotation of a GenBank genome assembly.
GCCAACUUGAGAAUCAAGAUAGUUUUAGUUAAGUUUGGGAAGCAAAGGACAUGGCAUCUCUAGCAACAUUUGCUGCUGUUCAACCCACCACCAUCAAGGGCCUUGCUGGAAGCUCCAUCACAGGCACUAAGCUCCAUGUCAAGCCAUCACGCCAGAGCCUGAAAUCCACUAAUUAUAGGGCUGGUGCUGUGGUGGCGAAGUAUGGUGACAAGAGUGUGUACUUCGAUUUGGAGGAUUUGGGCAACACCACUGGCCAAUGGGACGUGUAUGGGUCUGAUGCCCCUUCACCCUACAACUCCCUCCAGAGCAAGUUCUUUGAGACAUUUGCUGCUCCAUUCACCAAGAGGGGUUUAUUGCUCAAGUUCUUGAUUUUGGGAGGUGGCUCCACCCUUGCUUACUUCAGCGCCACCGCAACAGGGGACAUUCUACCAAUCAAGAAGGGCCCACAGCUUCCACCAAAGCUCGGGCCACGUGGCAAAAUCUAAUUAUUUUAUGACAACCUUUUCUUGUAUUUAAAUGCAUCUUUUCUACAUCUUGUAAGUAUGUCUGAAGCCAAGCCUAAUUAAGACUGCUGUUAAUUGCUUCGAAUAUAUGUUUUCGAUGCAAUUUGGGGCAUUGCCUUUUUUACUCUGGAUCGCUUCUCAAUUGUGAUAUCUUGAUCAUCGAUAUUUGAUCAUAACUUUGUAUUGUGGUGAACAAUGAUUUGUUUGGCAGAGGAAAAAGAUUAUGCAUGCAGUGGAAAUUUACAACAUUUGUAUUAACAUGAUAAUCUGAAAAGAAGAGCUAUGUGUAUA